This is a messenger RNA of Schizophyllum commune H4-8, 1774 nucleotides long. RefSeq lists its product as uncharacterized. Lineage: Eukaryota; Fungi; Basidiomycota; Agaricomycetes; Agaricales; Schizophyllaceae. Gene Ontology annotation, cellular component: fungal-type vacuole membrane; cytoplasm. The record is from RefSeq and is a predicted model, not a curated record. The transcript has 5 exons. Gene Ontology annotation, molecular function: protein binding. The coding region runs from base 85 to 1611 and encodes 508 amino acids. Gene Ontology annotation, biological process: vesicle-mediated transport; endosomal vesicle fusion; autophagy.
CGGCCCGCGCCUCUCGCUCCCCACUGUCAGUGUCAUGAUACCAGCAGGCGCCUCCUACCUCUGAAGACAUCUGGAGCGCCCAAAAUGCCGCCAUUCAACGACCCCACGCCCCUCAUUUCCUCAUUCAAGGAGAAAGUCGAAUGCGCGACGGCUCAAGGCGACAGGCUUUACUUGGGGACCGCGAGUGGGAGCUUGUAUGUGUAUGGGGUGGACUAUGAGCCAGCUGAGGGCAAGGAACCGGGGACCCUGGUCGAAUGCAAGAAGAAUAUCUCGCGACGAGCGAUAGAGCAGGUCGCGUUCAUCAAGGACGUGAACUCGGUCGCUAUACUCUCAGAUUCCACGGUCACUCUCCUCCCCCUGCCCUCUUUCGCCCCUCCUACUCCUCUCAUCAAGGCCAAAGGCGCGCUAUCCUUCGCAGUCAACACAUCCAUACAACAUCUGCAACCAGAUGGCAGGCCGGUAGACUCGGACGCGGGCAAGAGCCCGAAAGCCAUACCCACCCUGAUCACCCAACUCGUCAUUGGGUGUAGGCGACGCGUCGUCAUAUAUAGCUGGAGGGACGGAGAUGCGCAGGACACCAAGGAACUUGUACUUCCCCACUCUCCGCGAGCUAUGGCCUUCCUGAACCCCGACGUCGUCUGCUUCGGCUACUCCCCAACGGAAUACGCCACCUUCGACAUUCCCAGAAUGACAGUCACCGACAUCUCCACGCCACCACCUCCACAGCCGUCGACUACUACUGCUAUGGGCGUCGGCGCCUUCACCGGCUUGUCGGGCUACAUGGCGCUCGCACUGGGUGCAAGGCAGAAGCCAGAGGUCCUACAGGUAGCGGAGAACGAGGGUUUGAUCACGAAGGAUACAGAGGGCAUCUUCGUCGGGCCUGAGGGCAAGGUGACGAGGCCAUCGACGAUACAGUGGCCGACGUCGCUGGAGGACAUCGCCUACGUCAAGCCCUACAUCUUCUGUGCAUUUCCCGCCGGCACCGUCCCCGACCGUGCCUCGCCACCCAAUACGACGCAGCAGUUUCAUCAGACCUCCGUCGUACAGCUCUACUCCGCGCUCUCUAUGCAAGCCGUGCAGACCGUGCCCUAUCCGUUUACCCAACCUGAUUCCACGUCCACCGCUACUCUCGCCUCUACCUCGACUUCGCCGACAAAAGCACCGUCCACUGCUACCACGGUCCCCAACGCCACCCUCCGACUGCUCACCGCCCCGCCGCAGCCCAAGUCCACUUCUAAAUCCCCAUGUUUGCUCGCCCCCUCGACGCCGGCCGACAAGACCGCGGCAGCAAACGAGGGCAGCACGACCGCGGCAGCGAACGGGGGCAGCACGACCGCGGCAGCGGACGAGGGGAGCACGACCGCCCCUUCCUUCGCCUCCUACUUCUUCACCAACCUUCUACUUCUUCACCAACGACCACUGGCUGCACACCCCGCUCUCCGCGUCCGCGUCCGCCUCCACGCCCGCGACCUCGCCCCCCGCCUCGGCCUUCCUGCCCGCCCCCGCCUCCACGCCCGCGACCUCGCCCCCGCCUCCGUGUACAAGCCCGCGCCGGCAUCUGCGUACAAGCCCACGCCCCCGCCUCCGCGUACAAGCCCGCGCCCCCGCUGACGGCAGGCCGGCUCGCGACUAUCUACGCCCCGCUUGCGAAGCGGCAGCUCACGGUGGCGACGACCGCAAAUGCACUCAACAAGCUCGUCGAGGUGCGCUUGUCUUGGUUUAUCAUAGAUAGUUCCCUUUGUAUUAUGUAGUCGUGCAAUACAUUGUGUUGUCC